Molecule: messenger RNA, 936 nt
Organism: Schistosoma guineensis
Lineage: Eukaryota; Metazoa; Platyhelminthes; Trematoda; Strigeidida; Schistosomatidae
Source: the annotation of a GenBank genome assembly
AUGAAGUGCUACUACCAGAAAUUCAUUUCACAAAAUCAAGCAAUAAUAUAUUGUACUCUAAUGCUUGGUAAAAUCGGUUACGAUGCGUCCUGGUUAUCUUCAAUACCGUGGAAGGCUAUCCACUAUGCUCUGUUAUUUUUGAUGAUUGAAAUAGUGACUUUUGCGUAUGGAGUUAUGGUGUUUAUUCUCCUAUACCAAACCUACAUUCCAACUGUAAAAUUGGAAAGAGAAUUAGAUUUAGUGUUUGAUACAAAAUGUAAUGUACGAACGGGGUGUCCCAACGUUUGCAGUUUUCCUACAGCCAAUUUCUCUGUUUCUGAAAGUGGAAUAUCUCUCUUAACACCCAAAUAUCCAUACAUGCUCAUGCUAAACCUAUGGCUUCCAGAUUCCAUUCAUAAUAGAAAUGCAGGUAUGAGUAUUAUCACUCUAGAACUAUAUGGCCGUGAACAUGUUCUUAUACAGCGAUUCAGAAAACCAUUUUCAAUGCCUUAUCGAUCUAAUGAAGUUCGAAUGAUAAAUAAUAUACUGUUUGCCCCCCUGUAUAUAAUCGGUAGGAUGAAAGAAGAACUGCUGCUUUCAAUUGAGAUGUCAUCUAGUUUCCAGUUCGAUGCGACUCAACCAGUUUUGGAAGGUCGUAUCAUUAUGGAGUCCAAACGCUACUUAUGGUCAGCUUUGGAGCUUAAAAUACAGACGACGCUUAGCGGAUUUCAAAACGUUCUAUACUACUAUCCACAGGUUUCUUUCAUAAUUUGCAUAUCUGUUGUUUCAUUCCUUAUGAACAUGAUCUACAUAUCAUCCAUUCUUUUAUACAUUUUAUGGCGAUUUCUCAAGAAAUGCAGAAAUCCCGAACUUUCAAAGGUUAAAGAUGAACCGAAACCUGAAAACUACCCACUAUGUGGUGAGAUUGACUCUGAAGAUAAUUCAUUUUCAGAUUAA